AUGUUCGGCCAGAUCGUACGCAUCCUCUCCAACGGUAAGGCUUUUCAAUAUCCCGAUGAGAUCGAUCCUUCAUUAUGGAAGAUGGCCGUUCAAGGAGACGCUCCCAAGAGACCCCUCAACAAUGGCCCCAUCAGCGAUGAGGAAAAGAACGAACACGAUAGGAAUAUUUCCCCUCAGGAACAGAGACUCGACGAACGCAAUGAUGACCAAAAGGUGCUCUUGGUGGGCUGGUAUGGCCUGGAUGAUCCAGAGAACCCCCAAAAUUGGUCUAAUUCCGCAAAACACUUGAUCGCCUUUCAGAUGUGUGUGCUUAAUUUCGCCGUGUACAUCGCAAGCUCAAUCUAUCCGCCUGGCGAGCAAGGCUUGGUGGAUGAAUUUGGAGUCAGCGAUACUGUGGCCAUUCUAGGUCUCUCCCUUUUCACAUUUGGUUAUGGCGUUGGACCCAUGCUGUGGUCUCCCUUAUCCGAGAUGCCGAAACUUGGACGAAGAGGCAUCUUCUUCUGGACACUCCUGGCAUUCAUCAUCUUCCAACUACCUGUUGGCCUCGCUCCGAAUGUUGCCUUAUUUCUAGUAUUUCGUUGGGUCACAGGCUUCUGUGGUAGCCCCUGUCUAGCGACUGGUGGUGGAACUAUCACUGAUAUCUGCGAACCCACAAAAGUGCCAUACUUGCUCUGUAUCUGGUCAUCCGCCGGUGUCUGUGGCCCUGUCUUCGGUCCUAUCAUUGGCGGGUUCCUCGCUCCAGCCAAGGGCUGGCGCUGGACCAUCUGGUGCUUUACAUGGCUAUGUUUCGCUGUGCUUAUCAUGAUGUUCUUCCUUCUUCCCGAGACUAGCUCCGCAAAUAUUCUCUACAGCCGCGCCAAGAGACUCAGAAAGGCAACACAGAAUGACCGCUUGAAGAGCCAGGCUGAUAUCGACACGGAGAAUUACACUGCCAAAGAUCAUCUUAUCGUCCUCUCCAGAGCUUUCACCCUUACACUUUUUGAGCCUAUUGUUUUGUUGAUGAACCUGUACGCUGGCCUACUUUACGGCGUCCUGUUCACCUGGUUUGAGUCAUUUCCAAUUGUAUUUGGUGAUAUAUACGGAUUCGACUCAGGUCAGCAGGGUCUUGUCUUCAUCGGCAUCUUAGUCUUCGCUGCGAUAUCCGUGGCUUGUUUACUCACAUGGAUCCGACUACAGCUCGUACCAAAACUCAAGCAGCCUGACAGCUUCAAGCCUGAGAUGGUUCUCCCACCCACAUUCAUUGGCUGCUUUGCGCUCCCUAUAUGUCUAUUCUUGUUUGGCUGGACAUCACGCGCCAGUGUUCCUUGGAUUGUUUCUGUUAUUUGCUCGGGCUUUUUCUCUAUCGGUGUGAUAUCGCUUUUCAAUUCGCUUUUUCAUUAUCUAGGCAUCACGUAUGCCAGAUACGCCGCAUCUAUCUUUGCGGGCAGUGCUCUAUUCCGUGCAUCAUUCGGUGCAUCAUUUCCGCUUUUUGCAACCCCGCUUUUCGAUAAUUUUGGAAUUGGCCCAGGAAACUCGCUACUCGGAGGGAUCGCGGUCCUCUUUAUUCCUGUUCCCUUUAUUUUCUAUCACUGCGGCGAACGGAUUCGCCGCUGGAGCAAGCACGCAUCGACCUGA
Messenger RNA from Penicillium malachiteum, 1614 nucleotides. RefSeq names its product MFS transporter. The coding region runs from base 1 to 1614 and encodes 537 amino acids. The record is from RefSeq and is a predicted model, not a curated record. The transcript is spliced from 5 exons. Lineage: Eukaryota; Fungi; Ascomycota; Eurotiomycetes; Eurotiales; Aspergillaceae. Gene Ontology annotation, molecular function: fluconazole transmembrane transporter activity. Gene Ontology annotation, biological process: xenobiotic detoxification by transmembrane export across the plasma membrane.